Molecule: messenger RNA, 2541 nt
Organism: Onychomys torridus (southern grasshopper mouse)
Lineage: Eukaryota; Metazoa; Chordata; Mammalia; Rodentia; Cricetidae
Gene: Tdrkh
Product: tudor and KH domain containing
Exons: 14
Coding region: 137-1819 (560 amino acids)
Biological process (GO): spermatogenesis
Molecular function (GO): RNA binding
Source: RefSeq, a predicted model, not a curated record
AAGCGGCUGGGGAAGAGCCGUCCCCCUAGGCGGCCGCGCUGCAGGAGCGAAGGGGCGGCGGCGCGGGCCGAGGUGCGAGGCGAGGCGUGUAGCGCGCGACUCUGGAGGAGCGGAUGUUAAGUCAGUACAACAGAAAAUGUCCACUGAACGAACUUCAUGGACAAGCCUGUCCACUAUUCAAAAAAUAGCCCUGGGUCUUGGAAUCCCAGCAAGUGCAACAGUUGCCUACAUCCUAUAUCGCCGAUAUAGAGAAAGCAGAGAAGAAAGAUUGACAUUUGUUGGAGAAGAUGACAUUGAGAUAGAGAUGCGAGUUCCCCAGGAGGCUGUGAAGCUCAUCAUUGGUCGACAAGGCGCCAACAUUAAACAGUUGCGGAAACAGACAGGCGCUCGGAUUGAUGUGGACACAGAGGAUGUAGGUGAUGAGCGAGUACUGCUUAUCAGUGGUUUUCCUGUUCAGGUGUGCAAGGCCAAAGCAGCAAUCCAUCAGAUCCUGACAGAAAACACCCCAGUGUUUGAGCAACUCUCAGUCCCCCAGAGAUCUGUGGGCAGAAUCAUAGGGAGAGGUGGCGAGACAAUCCGCUCCAUCUGCAAGGCUUCUGGAGCCAAAAUCACUUGUGACAAAGAGUCAGAGGGGACGCUACUGCUGUCAAGACUCAUCAAAAUCUCAGGGACACAGAAGGAAGUGGCAGCAGCCAAGCAUCUGAUACUGGAGAAAGUUUCGGAAGAUGAAGAACUUCGGAAAAGAAUUGCCCAUUCUGCAGAAACCAGGGUCCCACGAAAGCAGCCAAUCAGUGUGAGAAGAGAGGAAGUGGCAGAGCCAGGUGGAGCUGGCGAAGCAGCUUUAUGGAAGAAUGCCAGUUCUAGCAUGGGGCCGGCUGCACCCCUGGAGGGUCCUCUCUGCAAAGGAGGUGGUGAUAUGGUUGUUGCAGGACCAAAAGAAGGUUCCUGGGAGAAACCUAAUGAUGACAGCUUUCAGAAUUCUGGUGCCCAGAGCAGUCCAGAGACAUCCAUGUUUGAAAUUCCCAGUCCUGACUUCAGUUUCCAUGCUGAUGAGUACCUAGAAGUCUACGUUUCUGCUUCUGAACACCCUAACCACUUCUGGAUCCAAAUCAUUGGCUCCCGCAGCCUCCAAUUGGAUAAACUUGUCAGCGAGAUGACCCAGCACUAUGAGAAUAGUCUGCCUGAAGACUUGGCUGUGCAUGUAGGAGACAUUGUAGCAGCACCUUUAUCUACAAAUGGUUCCUGGUAUCGAGCCCGGAUUCUUGGUACCUUAGAAAAUGGGAACUUGGACCUCUACUUUGUUGACUUUGGAGAUAAUGGAGAUUGCCCACUGAAGGAUCUCAGGGCUCUCAGGAGUGACUUCCUAAGCCUUCCAUUUCAAGCAAUAGAAUGCAGUCUAGCACGGAUUGCCCCCUCAGGUGAACGGUGGGAAGAGGAAGCUCUAGAUGAGUUUGAUAGACUCACUCACUGUGCCGACUGGAAGCCCCUGGUGGCCAAGAUCUCUAGCUAUGUCCAGACUGGAAUCUCAACUUGGCCAAAAAUCUAUUUAUAUGAUACCAGCAAUGGGAAGAAACUUGAUAUUGGGUUAGAAUUAGUUCGUAAAGGAUAUGCAGUCCAACUUCCUGAAGACAUGGAAGAAAACAGAACUGUCCCAGAUAUGUUGAAGGACAUGGACACAGAAACAGAUGCUUCUCUUGCCAGCAUACUCACUGAGAGCAAAAAAAGCCCUGAAGAGAUACCACAUACCCUGUCCUGCCUCAGUUUAUCAGAAGCUGCCUCUGUGUCUGGUGAUGAUAACCUUGAAGAUGACUUAUUCUGAAGUCUGAGCUGCAGCUGCUGGACCAGCCGUCUGCUUUGCUGAUUUGAUGCCAGAAGACAGGAGUCUGUGAUGAGAGAUCCGUGAAGUCAUUUAUUUCACAUGGUGUGGCUUGCUGUGGAUCAAGUCCAUUUUCUGUUCCAUUGAACAUACCAGAAGGUGACUGAUGGAGACAGAUUUCUCCACUGCCCUCUUCUGGUUCCUCCCCCAUCUUUCCAUGUUUGAAUGCUGCUGUGUACUUCCAAGCCUCGUCACACCAGGUUCAGUCUCCUCUGCCAGUAAUAAUUUGCAUUACUGCUGGGCUGCAUUCUUUUUGAGGCUGGGGAACAGCCAGGGUUUGGGCAUUGGAAGUGAUGGUGCUGCAGAUUUCUGACUCACCUUAGCGGGCGACUGUAGUUCUAGGAAGUACUCGGUGGGCUCAGAGGACUGCAGUUGUCAGGAGACAAAGGGAAGAGUCGGCAUAGAUCUACGGGAAGGAGAGUACUACCUCUCACUCUCAAUUGCUGAGGUUAUUGAAGAUAGUUUUUUUAAAACAGUCCUUCAAGCUAUUUCUUUAUAAACUUUACUUAAAAUACAAGUAGAAGAAAUGGAGAGGCAACUUAGGAAUGUUGUAAAUUUCUAGCAUGUGUCUUUGUAUGCACACACCUGGGGAGAGAGAAAGAAUGUGUAGUUCUCCUUAAAUAAUCUGGGGGAUUGUUUGCUGAAUAAAGUUCUCUAGAAAAUUA